AUGGAGCCCCUCCAGCAUCAUCUUCCGCAAACUUCGCUGGCUUUUCUCGCCUUACUGGCCGUCCCGAUAACGGCGCUGGUAUGGGAUCGCAUAUUGAACCCACUUCCGACAACAAAGCGGGCUUGGCUUGUUGGCAAGAAGCAACCAUCUCGGAUCACUUCACUGGAGUGCCCCUACAGCUACAUCCGCCAAAUCUACGGUAAACACCACUGGGCCCCAUUUGUCGACAAGCUGGCGCCCAGCCUCAAGUUGGAGGACCCGCCGAAGUACCAGCUGGUCCUUGAGAUUAUGGACGGCAUCCAUCUCUGUUUAAUACUGGUUGAUGAUAUCUCGGACGGGAGUAACUUUCGCAAGGGACAUCCCGCCGCGCACAAGAUAUACGGCCCUUCAGAGACUGCGAACCGUGCCUACUAUCGCGUGACACAACUUUUAAACCGGACCGUCCACGAAUUUCCUCGUCUUGCGCCCUUUCUGAUGCAGUGCCUGGAGGAGAUCCUGGAAGGCCAAGAUAUGUCCCUUGUAUGGCGAAGGGAUGGUCUUGCCAGCUUUCCAGUGGGUCCAAAGGAACGGGAUGCAGCAUAUCGGCAAAUGGCGUCGCUGAAAACGGGCGCAUUGUUUCGUUUGCUCGGUCAGCUGGUACUAGAGAAUAAGUCCAUGGAUGCUACCAUGACUACGGUGGCGUGGUGCUCACAGCUGCAGAAUGACUGCAAGAACGUUUAUUCGACCGAUUAUGCGAAAGCCAAAGGUGCACUGGCAGAAGACCUGCGCAACGGCGAGCUUUCCUUCCCCAUAGUGGUGGCAUUGGAUGCUCCCGAGGGUCAUCUGAUAGCGCGCGCCUUGGAAUACGGCUCACCCCAUAAUAUCCGUAAUGCUCUACGAGUAAUUCAAAGAGAAGAUGUGCGUAGCGCCUGCUUGUGGGAUUUGAAGAAAUCAAGUGCCUCCGUACAGGAUUGGCUGGAAGUUUGGGGUCGGAAGGAAAAAAUGGAUGUCAAGAGUGUGAAGCCGUAA
Messenger RNA from Aspergillus niger, 1008 nucleotides. RefSeq lists its product as uncharacterized. The record is from RefSeq and is a predicted model, not a curated record. Gene Ontology annotation, molecular function: prenyltransferase activity. Gene Ontology annotation, biological process: isoprenoid biosynthetic process. The transcript is spliced from 3 exons. NCBI's taxonomy places the organism in Eukaryota, Fungi, Ascomycota, Eurotiomycetes, Eurotiales, Aspergillaceae. Bases 1 to 1008 code for a protein of 335 amino acids.